CAUUACCACCACCACUCAACUCAACACAAUCUCACUGCCCAAAAUGAGCUCGUUUAACAUUUCCUUCUUCCUUGUUGCGGCCCUUUAUUACUUCACCUUUGCCCAUGCAGCCACAUUUGACAUAACCAAUAAAUGCCCUUACACAGUCUGGGGAGCUGCCUCUCCUGGCGGUGGCAGGGAGCUCAAAACCGGUGAGACAUGGACCAUUACUGCUAAUCCUGGCACUACUCAAGCACGCAUCUGGGCUCGUACCAAUUGUCAAUUUGAUGCUUCUGGGAAAGGUAAGUGCGAGACUGGUGAUUGCAAUGGACUUCUAGUUUGCCAAGGCUAUGGUGCAGCUCCUAACACCUUAGCCGAAUACGCACUCGACCAGUUUGAACGCCAAGAUUUUAUCGAUAUCUCUGUGAUUGAUGGGUUCAAUGUUCCUAUGGAGUUUAGUUCAGCUUCAGGAAGCUGCAGCAGAGUUAUCAAAUGCACUGCAGAUAUUAUCGGACAGUGUCCUAAUGAAUUGAAGGUCCCUGGAGGGUGCAAUGGUCCAUGCCCUGUGUUUAAGACUGAGGAGCAUUGUUGCAAUUCUGGCAACUGUGGUCCUACAAAUUUCUCAAAAUAUUUCAAGGAUAGGUGCCCAGAUGCUUAUAGUUACCCUAAGGAUGAUCCUACAAGUUUGUUUACUUGCCCUACUGGAACUAACUACAAGGUUAUAUUCUGCCCUUGAAGCAAAGUGGAGUAAUUGAUGGAAGUAUUUUAUAGCAAUACUAUAAUUUAGUAAUAAGUGAGCUCAAUAUGUCUGGCUUCUUUAGCACAUGCAGUAUUGUGCAAAUGUUUGUAAUAUUUGAUCUUCAAUAAAUGCCUUGGAGAAGUGAAUUUUACGAA
Messenger RNA from Manihot esculenta (cassava), 873 nucleotides. Its product is annotated as thaumatin-like protein. The record is from RefSeq and is a predicted model, not a curated record. Gene Ontology annotation, cellular component: extracellular region. Gene Ontology annotation, biological process: defense response. The transcript has a single exon. Bases 44 to 715 code for a protein of 223 amino acids. Lineage: Eukaryota; Viridiplantae; Streptophyta; Magnoliopsida; Malpighiales; Euphorbiaceae.